Messenger RNA from Darwinula stevensoni, 495 nucleotides. The record is from the annotation of a GenBank genome assembly. NCBI's taxonomy places the organism in Eukaryota, Metazoa, Arthropoda, Ostracoda, Podocopida, Darwinulidae.
AUGGGUUGUAUUAUUGCCAUGAUCAAGGAUAAGCCAAUCGCCCCUGAAGUGCUGGCGGCAUUUACUCUGAUCUCUGUGAUGCCCAGCCUUAUCAUCCUCAUGGAUGAUGAUGUUGGACACAUGAUCCUCCCCAUGAUUCACCGCCCACGUUCUUUCCGGGGGCAGCUCAACCUUAAAGGUGCUGUCCCUCGGGAAGGAGAUAGCAUCGUGGUGGCAAGGGAUGCGCUCCAAGUGUGGUACUGGAUUGGGUUCUUCUGGGUGUUCCGUAUGCAGCCAGUUCCUGGGGUCGUGCCAGAGGUCAGCUCCCCGCUGGAAGACCUUCUGGGAACUGGAACACGUGCUAGAGUCCACGACCGACGCUCCCAGGGUCAUUCGAAGGUCGUUGCCGAGGACAAAGGCCAUGUCGGAUGCGAGGAGGAUCCCCUUGACCGCGGAGUUCCCGGAGAGAAAAAUGGUAGUUCGGGGAGCAGCUGUGAAAUCCGCCGUGUCUCGUGA